UCGGUCAGUACCUACUCAGUGAGUUUGUGACACAUAAUAAAAAGUCGAAAGGUCUAUAUUAUCAAAACUAUUGUGAUUUUGCGUAAGAUGAUGAGUCCUAUUUUUUCGUUCCCCUUCCAGCCUUACGAUAUCCAAAAGAAGUUUAUGAAUGAAUUAUAUUUUACAAUUGAAAGUAGAAAAGUAGGCGUAUUUGAAAGCCCUACAGGAACUGGUAAAUCUCUGAGUAUAUGUUGUGGAGCACUCCAAUGGCUUAAAGACACCAACCAAAAAGUUGUGGAAAUGUUACAAAAAGAAAUUGAACAGCUAAAACUGGAACUUUCGAAUACAACAGAUACUGCUGAUUGGUUACAAGAAGAGUAUGAGAAAAUAAAAAAGAACCAACUGUUAAUAACACUACAGUUAAAACUUGAUAAAAUUAAACAUAGAGAGGCAGAGUUUGUUGAAUUAAAAAAAAGAGUUUCUAGAUACAGGACAAAUCUAAAAAGAAUUGAUCACCAGUUUGAAAAAAGAGACAAGCCCCAUGAAAUUGAAGUUACUGAUAAUAAUGAAUGCGAGGAAAAAGGAAACAUUGAAGAUCAAGACCUAAUUGUAGGGGAAUAUCAGAAUAAUGAUCAUGAAUCUGAUUGUGAAGAAACAUGUGUGGAAGAUGAAAAGGAGAGCAGUACAAAAAUUUAUAUAAGCAGCAGGACACACAGCCAGCUGUCGCAGUUCGUAGGGGAAAUCAAAAGAACAGUGUUCAACGACAAUACCAGAGUUGUUACUCUUGCUUCCCGACAACACUUCUGCAUUUACUCUGAUGUCACUAAGCUGAAAAAUGUUAAUCUUAUAAAUGAACGAUGUCUGGAUAUGCAAAAAUCUAAAACCAAAACGACAUCCAUGGGUGAUGAAGGGAAAGUUCUGAAGAAGACAAAGACAAAGUCAUGCACAUCUUGCCCUUACUACAACCAAAACAACAUAAAAGCGUUAAAGGAACAUUUGCUUGUAGAUAUCAUGGAUAUGGAAGACAUAGUCAAAUGUGGGAAACAGUUGAAAGCUUGUCCAUAUUACGCUUCAAGAAUGGCCUUAGAUGACGCUGAGAUAAUUUUAAUUAGCCAUGCCGGUAUUGUGAGCAGUGGCGCAAGAUCGGGCGUCUCACUCAAAUUGCAGGAUAACGUGCUAAUACUCGACGAAGCGCACGGCCUGACAGCGGCCUUGGAGAACGCCCAUUGCGCCCCAGUCUCGGUUAAACAGCUGUCCUCAGUUAAAACGUUCCUGGAAUUUUAUAUAAAUAAAUAUAGAGCCAGAUUAAGCAGCAAGAAUCUUUUGCAGUUGAACCAAGUCAAUUUCGUUGUGGGGAAGCUUUUAGGUGUCGUUAAACCAAAGCUAUCAAGUGACAAAAAAGGGCAGGCAGCAGUAUUUUCGCUCGAAGAUUUUGUUAUAAAAGCUGAAAUAGAUCAUCUCCGUUUACGCCCUCUAGUAGAAUUCUGUAGAAAUAGUCGACUGGCACCAAAACUCCACGGUUUUUCCAUGAGAUACAGCCAACAAGCGCUGGAGCAAGAAAAUGAAAAAGUUGAAGUCAAUAAGAAAGCUUCGUUCAAAGAGUUUCUCAAUAAAAUGUCUAAGAAAAAAGAUCAAAGGGAAGAGGAAAUGCAGAAUACUGAGAAAAAAGCGAAUAAUCAGCUCAACAAUUUACCAACAGAAACUUCCGCCGGAAGUGGAUUGUACGCCAUAUUAGAUUUUCUGGAGAGGCUGUGCGAUCGGGGUCGAAACGGGCGAGUGUUGGCGCAACACGGAGAGAACGGUCAACUCAAAUACCUAUUGCUCAACCCGGCUGAGCACUUCGCUCAAGUGGUCAACCAAUGUCGAUCGGUAAUCGUAGCAGGUGGUACCAUGGAACCAGUGGCAGAGUUUCAGGCUUUGCUAACAAACAAUAGCCUUGAAGUAGACAAGGUCAAUGUAGUGAAAUGUGAACACGUCGUCCCUCCGGACAAUGUAUUGGGUGUGUGCCUUUCAAAGGGACCUUCAAAUGUUCAUUUGAACUUCUCCUACGAAAACCGUUCUUCGAAAGAUCUGUUAAAUGAAGUUGGACGAAUUCUAAGAAAUGCUUGUAGUAUAAUCCCCGAUGGCAUUGUUUGCUUUCUACCUUCAUAUUCAUACGAACAAAUGUUGUACGAACACUUGAAUGGUACUAAAGUUUUGGAAAGCAUCAGCAAGAAGAAAAAGAUCUUUCGCGAACCAAAAUCUGCUUCAGAAGUGGACCAAGUCUUACAAAAAUAUGGUGCAGCAGUUAAAAACAAAGAAACAUCCGAACUGAAUGGUGCGCUUUUAUUGAGCGUCGUCGGAGGGAAGUUAAGUGAAGGAUUAAACUUCAGUGACGAACUAGGCCGUUGCGUUAUGGUUAUAGGAAUGCCGUACCCAAACGUGAAGUCACCGGAACUUCAAGAGAAAUUGAAUUAUCUAAACAAAGCAUCACCCGGGUCAGGCAGUAUUUAUUAUGAGAACCUAUGUAUGAAGGCAGUCAAUCAGUGUAUCGGGCGAGCAGUCCGGCAUGCCAAUGACUUUGCGUGUGUAUUAUUAGUGGAUGAGAGAUAUUCGAGGCCUCAGACUGUAUCAGCGCUACCUUCUUUUGUGCAGAAAUCAUUGAUCACCAACUGCGCAUUUGGACCAACUAUUGGGAAUAUAGCCAAGUUUUUUGCAAGGCAUAAAGACAAAAGAUGAUAUUGUUUCAAUAAAUAUUUAUUUUCAGUAUGGACGAAAACCAUUUUAAUUGAUCUGAUAAUAUUAAAUUAUGAUAAUGAUAAAAAUAUAGUUUUAUGUAACUAUCA
Molecule: messenger RNA, 2804 nt
Organism: Pararge aegeria (speckled wood butterfly)
Lineage: Eukaryota; Metazoa; Arthropoda; Insecta; Lepidoptera; Nymphalidae
Product: ATP-dependent DNA helicase DDX11
Exons: 14
Coding region: 88-2697 (869 amino acids)
Biological process (GO): nucleobase-containing compound metabolic process; establishment of sister chromatid cohesion
Cellular component (GO): nucleus
Molecular function (GO): DNA helicase activity; ATP binding; DNA binding
Source: RefSeq, a predicted model, not a curated record